Opisthorchis viverrini is the source of this 555-nucleotide messenger RNA. RefSeq lists its product as hypothetical. The record is from RefSeq and is a predicted model, not a curated record. Lineage: Eukaryota; Metazoa; Platyhelminthes; Trematoda; Opisthorchiida; Opisthorchiidae. The coding region runs from base 1 to 555 and encodes 184 amino acids. The transcript is spliced from 3 exons.
AUGUCGAAAUUGGAGUACCGCGAAUGUUUUGUCGGUGAGAGAAAAAUUCAGUCUAGUCAUGUGAAAGACAAGCAGCAUCAAGAAGACAGUGCUAGAUUGGACAAAGAAUCAUGUAGGAUGCUUUUGUCUGACUUGAAGGAUGUUUGGUCGAUAUAUGGAGAUGAGCCAAAAACUAGCUGUGUCAAACUUCACUGCUCCAUAUGUCGAGGUGCAGAAGAGACCCACAAAAAACAUGGUGCCUCCAACAGACCUUAUAUGCACAGUGCUUUCAACGCAGUCGUGCAUUACUUGAUAGAGAUCUGUGGGGGGCGAAUCUUGAUCGAACACCAACUGAACAGUUUCAGACUAUUGGGGAGAGUGAAAAGCUCAUAUGCAUCUUGUUUACAAAAACUGAAUAUCCAUCUUCUCCUUGAACGCGUCUUCCCAAACUUUCCUGGAUAUUCAUUGGCUGUUACUCAAAUGCAAGCAAAUGCUACAAAGCGACUCCACAAAUUCUGUAAUAGAUCUCACUUUUCAAAAGACGCGAAGAGGAUUUACGAGAAAACAUACUACUAG